CGCUGUCAUAGUCAUGUUCCACGUUUCUUUUUGGAUCUUAAACUCGCCAAGAUAUCACACUGGUGUCAAACAAGAAACAGCGUAUGAAAGAAUGGAUCUACUGUCCCAAGGACGCAGUCAUAGUCAUGUUCCACGUUUCUUUUUGGAUCUGAAACUCACCAAGAUAUCACACUGGUGUCAAACAAGAAACAGCGUAUGCAAGAUCGCUUCACCGGACUAUAAACAAUGUACGUGGACUAUUGGAGCCUUGUGCGUACUUCACCAUUGGAAUCGCGCCUUUUGUGCCCAGUCUCAAGGAGUUUUUAAUGGCGACAUCCAACCAUCAAUUUGUGGUAGCAGAAUCGUAAGUCACUCGUGAAGAAAAGGACUGUCGGGGGAUAUCAGGCUACAGCAA
Molecule: messenger RNA, 394 nt
Organism: Patiria miniata (bat star)
Lineage: Eukaryota; Metazoa; Echinodermata; Asteroidea; Valvatida; Asterinidae
Exons: 3
Coding region: 14-358 (114 amino acids)
Source: RefSeq, a predicted model, not a curated record